Baudoinia panamericana UAMH 10762 is the source of this 1719-nucleotide messenger RNA. RefSeq lists its product as uncharacterized. The transcript has a single exon. Bases 382 to 1245 code for a protein of 287 amino acids. NCBI's taxonomy places the organism in Eukaryota, Fungi, Ascomycota, Dothideomycetes, Mycosphaerellales, Teratosphaeriaceae. Gene Ontology annotation, molecular function: metal ion binding. The record is from RefSeq and is a predicted model, not a curated record.
GUCCAUUCCUUUGAUAGCAAACUGCCGAGUGAUAGGCGCGAGAAGAGCAGGCUACCCGCAGCCGUUAUCUAUCACACCUGCGCGCAUUGAGAGGUAGUCCAAUUGGGAGUCUUCCACCAACUCCGCAUCUACCACCGACUCAGUCGCCUUGCUGCUGCCCUGUUGGCGUAACCGGGAUUGUCCAGACCGCCUCGUUCAUCCUGAAACCCUGCUGUGACCACAGGCGGGCGACGGCCCAUAAGUGUUUACUCGCCGCGUGAUCCAACAGCGAUACCUGCGGCCGGUUUGAGACGAAGACUGCGCGUUAUUCGGAAGCGAUAGAGAUAGACUGGCAGAUGAACUGAAUCGGGCUCCCAUUGAUACUCGCGGUGUUCGUCUGCAAUGGCCACGAUGACCCACCAACCCACCGUCAACAGCAAGUACUUUCUCAAUAACCGAACUGAGCCAUCACCACCUGAAGCGUAUCUAUAUGGACAGGGGGCAUACGCAAGUCCUAUGUCUUCACCACCAUCCGCAAGCAUCUCACCAACAAACAUCCACUCACCGUACGUCAAUGUGCGACAACUCCGCCAACCUCGCCAACCGAUGUACAUUCCUGCCGCAUUACGCCCGACCGAUCCUCCGUCGAGGCCCACGGAUGUACCGAUAGGGCCUCGCGCACUAUUGACGCCGCCUACAAGCAAGGAUAGUAGCUUCGACAGCGCGAAGUCGAAGGCAGGAGUUUCGACUCGGGAGGUUGCCCGUAUCAUUGUGGACAGUCCAGUCGAUGUUGGCGAUGUGGAUCUGCUCCGGCAGGGUCUGAGUCGGGCUGCUAGCGAAGGUCUCGACGACGAACCAGGCGAAGUUACCGGCCCGCCGACGACCGCGCAUUGGAAGCCUGACGUAUCAGCGAACGACUGCGCAGUCUGCCAUCAGACGUUCACGUGGUACUUCAGACGCCACCAUUGCCGGCGGUGUGGUGACAUUGUCUGCGACACUCACAUCGCUAAGAAGGUGCCGCUCGACCAGAAUGCUCGAUAUCAUCCAGACGGCACCGAGAGCAAGGCUUGUGAUCCGUGUUGGCAGGAGUGGUGCGUUGUCAAGCGGAUCAGGCACUCUCGCAACAGCAGCAUGGCCAAUUCGAUAAGCAGCUCGCAGGGUACAGCCCUGCCGGCACUAGAAAUCCCAAAGUCGGCUCGCUCCCAGGAUGACGUCCGGGUUGGCAGCAUGGCGCGGUCCGAAGGAAUGGUCUGGAGCACAUUCUAGGCCGCUUUGAGCCUUCACGAAGCAUUGCACAUACGAGACCCGAGUCCUCUUACAUUACGCUGGACCGGACAUUGAGACGUCGAGAUGACAAGGGGGUUACGGCCGUUUCCUGGAGUUGGGCUAUGUGCCGCGUUCAAGCGCUUCGGUUCUUUGGCAAACUCUUCUGCAUUUUAGCGUUGGAGCGACCUGCUGGGAUACCCUAUAGAUCGCGUUAGCGAAUUUGCUAUAGAGUCACGGUGUUGGUUAUGUGGCGAUGGGGAUGCUGGACCCGUGUAUAGUAUAGAUGAAUACAUGUCCCAACGGUCACAUUUAAUUUAAGAAUUACCGACGAAUCUUGGACUCAUGUAGAGAACGAGUGGCCGACGACCGUCACUAUGCGCAGCGUCACCAGAAAAGCAGUAUAGAUAUCAGCUGAAGAAAAGGUGUGACGACCAUGGUCUCCUGAAUGUGAAGCAGGAACUUGGGUGCGGCAGU